AUGGACACAAGCAUCUUUGAGGGAACAGAAACUGUUGAUUACUGUUAUGAAUUUGUAAAUGGAUCCUGUCCUAAAGCAGACCGAACAAGCAGCGUGCGGGUUCUGUUGUAUAUACUUAUGACGUUAAUAAUUCUAUUUACCAUCGUUGGUAACCUGUUACUCAUCAUUUCAGUUUUCCAUUUCAAGCACCUUCAAACACCCACCAAUUAUCUCAUUCUUUCCCUGGCUACUACUGACUUUCUAUUGGGAUGUUUGGUUAUGCCUUACAGCAUGGUGAGAUCAGUGGAAACGUGUUGGUAUUUAGGAAUGCCAUUCUGUAAGAUUCACACCAGCUUUGAUAUUAUGCUCAGCACAGCUUCAAUAUUACAUCUUUGUUUCAUUUCUGUUGACCGUUACUAUGCAGUGUGUGAUCCAUUGAGGUACAAAUUAAGAAUAACAUUUUUUUCAGUGCAGAUAAUGAUCUUCAUUAGCUGGGGUGUUUCUGCUGUUUUUGCUUUUGCCUUGAUCUAUUUUAAAUUAAAUCUGAAAGGAAUUGAGGCAUUUUACUACAAUGAUAUUGCAUGCAAUGGGAGUUGCACACUUGUAUUCAAUGAAAUAUCAGGGGUGAUUGCAUCAAUAAUUUCUUUCUACAUCCCAGCAGUUGCCAUGCUCUGUAUUUAUUGUAAGCUUUAUUUUGUGGCGAUGAAACAAGUGAGAAGUAUAAACAGAAUAACCAUUGAAAUUCAAAACAUCAGAGUAAAUAGAAGCCGUUGUUCACGAAAGCAAGAACAAAAAGCUGCCAAAACUCUAGGAAUCGUGGUGGGAACAUUCCUGAUCUGUUGGUCUCCAUUUUUCGUUUGCAACACAAUGGAUGCAUUUGUCAGUCAUUCUAGUUCACCAGUUUUGCUUGAUACCCUUGUUUGGUUGGGCUACUUGAAUUCUACAUUUAAUCCUGUUAUCUACGGCUUCUUUUUUGCCUGGUUUAGAAAAGCUGUAACAAUUAUUUACACAUGCAAAAUAUUUCAGCCUGCGUCCUCCAGAAUAAACAUGUACUGA
This is a messenger RNA of Amblyraja radiata (thorny skate), 1035 nucleotides long. RefSeq names its product trace amine-associated receptor 1-like. Gene Ontology annotation, biological process: G protein-coupled receptor signaling pathway. Gene Ontology annotation, molecular function: trace-amine receptor activity. The transcript has a single exon. NCBI's taxonomy places the organism in Eukaryota, Metazoa, Chordata, Chondrichthyes, Rajiformes, Rajidae. The record is from RefSeq and is a predicted model, not a curated record. The coding region runs from base 1 to 1035 and encodes 344 amino acids. Gene Ontology annotation, cellular component: membrane.